Molecule: messenger RNA, 732 nt
Organism: Lolium perenne
Lineage: Eukaryota; Viridiplantae; Streptophyta; Magnoliopsida; Poales; Poaceae
Product: auxin-responsive protein SAUR36
Biological process (GO): response to auxin
Source: RefSeq, a predicted model, not a curated record
UACUAUAAAUCCAUGGUGUGUCCAACACAAACCUCUUCAUCUCAUCUGCAAGCAACAUCACAGUCUACAACACAGCUUCAGGCUUUCAGAGCCAAAGUGAAAUUUAGCCAGCCAGGAACACAUCAGACUCAACCAUGAUCCAUGCAAAGAAGCUUGCCCAGCUGGCCAAGAAGUGCCAGCGGAUGUUGGUGCCUGGAGCCGGUGUCCGCCGCCAGCAGGCCCUGGAUCCCGAGGACGAAUGCUGCAGCACAACAUCAUCUGUUGUUGCCGACGAGGGCCACUGUGUGGUGUACAGCGCUGAUGGAGCACGGUUCAAGCUCCCUCUGGCUUACCUUGGAACAACAGUCUUUGCUGAGCUUCUGAGGAUGUCUGAGGAGGAGUUUGGCUUCAUGAGUGGCGGCAAUGGAGGCAGGAUCACACUGCCCUUUGAUGCCACAAUGAUGGAUUACGUCUUGUGCCUUGUUAGGAGAGACGCCUCUGAGGAGGUCGAGAAGGCAUUCUUGAGCUCCAUUGCUGGGCACUGCUGCAGCUACAACUCUAGCUGCAUGGUGCCAUCAAUGGAAAUCAGCCAUGAAUUAGCCCUUUGUACUUAGCUUUAGCUUCUCUUUUUUUUUUUUUGGUUAGGACAAGAGGAGCUCUGUAUAGUUUCAUGUAAGAUCCGAUUAUCACAGGAAGUGAUAUAAAAGAGACACUUUUUCGGGGAAAAAUGGAUUGUUUUGACGCAUCCUUUAA